Molecule: messenger RNA, 8829 nt
Organism: Archocentrus centrarchus (flier cichlid)
Lineage: Eukaryota; Metazoa; Chordata; Actinopteri; Cichliformes; Cichlidae
Product: bone morphogenetic protein receptor type-2-like
Biological process (GO): cellular response to growth factor stimulus; protein phosphorylation; BMP signaling pathway
Cellular component (GO): plasma membrane; signaling receptor complex
Molecular function (GO): transforming growth factor beta receptor activity; ATP binding
Source: RefSeq, a predicted model, not a curated record
CAGCUUUCUUGGCUGAGAAACAGCAAAUCUCCGACUUUGUGUUAAAUGUGCUCUUUACGCUUGUUCCUUGGAAAACGUUUGUCUUUUCUGGAUACGGCCGCAGAGAAACUGAGCGCAGCUUCAUCUCUGCGGAUUUUCUCAUUCUGCGGCAGAAACCUGCAUCUGGACCCCGAUUAAUUCCAGAGAGGAGAUUCCGAACCGGACCGAGCCGAGCCGAGACGAGCCGAGCUGAGCUAAGCUGAGCCGGGACAGAAUACAUACGGAGACAGACGGCUUCAUCUCCUCCUGCAGAGCCGAGCGGAGUCUUCCUCACCGUGGGGGGGAUGCAGAGAGUCCGGGAGGAUCUGGCCCAGGAUCAGUGAUGGUGGUCUGCGUUUCAGCCUUCCUGUGAGGUAAAUCCAACAUGGCUUCCUCGGCGCUGACGGCGUGCCUGUGCGUCCUGCUGCUGCCUGCUGUCACCGGUUUACAGUCCAAUGACGGGGAGGGCCGACUGUGUGCUUUCGCCAGCAGCCCCCAGGGGGCGGAGCCUGUUCCUGCUAAUGAGCAGAGAGGAGUGGUGCAGGAGAACGGCACGAUUCGGUGCAGCCGCGGCUCCCGCUGCUAUGGAUUGUGGGAAAAAAAAGCAGAUGGGGAAAUGCACCUGUUGAACCAAGGGUGUUGGACUCACCAGCAGGAGUGUCAGGGCGACCGCUGUAUCCUGGUAACAGCGGCGCCUUCCUCAGUGCAGGAAGCUAGCUAUCGUUUCUGCUGCUGCAGCCACGACCUCUGCAACGCCAACUACACCGAGGCCCCGCCCACUGCUGACACCCCCGCCCUGAGGCCGAUGAAGACGGACAGCCGGGACGAGCAGACAGGUCACCAGCUGAAGCCAGAGGAGGCGGCGCUCAUCGCCCUGGUAACCAUCGCCAUAACAGCUAUCCUCAUUGUGGCGCUGUUCCUGGGAUACCGCAUGAUGAAAAGGAAGCACAAACAUCAUUUGUCUGCUGUGGAUGUGAUGGAGGCAGCAAACGCCGAGUCCUCCAUCGACCUGGACAACCUGAAACUGCUGGAGCUGAUUGGUCGAGGCCGUUACGGCGCAGUGUUUCGUGGUUGUCUUAAUGAGCGCUGCGUGGCCGUCAAACUCUUUAGCUCAGCUAACCGACAGAAUUACAUCAACGAGCGCUCCAUCUACUGCCUGCCGUUGCUGCAGCAGCACGACAACAUCGCCCGGUUCCUGACCGCAGAUGAAAGGAUGACAGCUGACGGACGCCCGGAGUUCCUGAUCCUCAUGGAGUACUACCCACAUGGCUGCCUGUCUCACUACCUGUCUCUCCACUCGGUGGACUGGCUGACCUGCUGCAGGAUGACUCACGGCGUGACCCGAGGCCUCGCCUUCCUGCACACCGAGCUGCACAGAGGAGACCAGCACAAACCGGCUGUCGCCCACAGAGACCUGACCAGCAGGAACGUCCUGGUCCGAGCCGAUCUGUCCUGCGUCCUCGCCGACUUCGGCCUGUCGAUGAGGCUGACGGGACCCCGGCCCUGUCGCCCUGGAGAUGACGACACCAUGGCCAUAUCUGAGGUGGGGACGGUGCGGUACAUGUCUCCUGAGGUUCUGGGCGGAGCUCUGAACCUCAGAGACUGCGAGUCGGCGCUGAAGCAGGUCGACGUCUACGCCCUGGGUCUGCUGUACUGGGAGAGCUUCAGGAGGUGCUCCGACCUGUUCCCAGGGGAAACAGUACCAGAGUACCAGCUGGCGUUCCAGGCUGAGCUCGGGAACCAUCCGAGCUUCGAGGACAUGCAGACCCUGGUGGUCAGAGAGAAAUACAGACCCAGAUUCCCUGAAGCCUGGAAGGAGAACAGCCUGCUGCUGCGCUCGCUGAAGGAGACGAUGGAGGACUGCUGGGAUCAGGAUGCUGAAGCUCGGCUCACGGCUCAGUGUGCAGAGGAGAGGCUGUAUGAACUCACACUGCUGAGUACACACACUGCAGUACACAACCACAGGAAUCUGUCUCAUGGUCGCUGGCCUCCUCACGGUGGCUCCACCUCCCCCUACAUUGAGGAUCUCCAGGUGGGUGUGGUCAAAAACCUCCAGGGCGAUGGCCACCAGGCAUCAGUCAUCAGGACAACCGCUAGUGGAGCAGAAGGUGGCGAGAAGAACAGGAACUCCAUCAACUACGAGCGGCAGCAGGCGCAGGCUCGGCUGUCCACAGACAGCAGCAUGUCGACCACCACCAGCCUCACACCGGCCACCUUACUGUCCACCAUCUCUGAAUCUCACCACGCAGGUGGCUCCGUACCCAGUGUCCCAGUGUGUCUGCAUCUCACAGAAGAAGACCUGGAGGCCACCAAGCUCGACCCCAAAGAGGUGGAUAAGAACCUGAGGGAAAGUUCUGAUGAAAACCUGAUGGAGCAUUCACAGAAGCUGUUUGGUUUGGAGGCACAAAUGGGCAGCGAGCUGCACCUUCAGGUGAACAGCGUGGAUACUCCUCCUUCCUCCUCCAUCCACCCACUCCCCAAACAGCAGAACCUGCCUCAGAGGCCCACCAGUCUCCACCUGCUACCCAAAGUCAAGGAGAGCGGCUCCACCUCUUCACGGCUGAAGCUGGGGAAGUUCAAGUCCAACCACCGACAGGUGGAAACAGGUGUUGCUAAGAUGAACACGGUGACCGUUGCUAUGGCUGCAGAGCCACACCUGGUAACUACGGUUACCAACAGUGCAAACAUGAGAAGCGGUGCUGCAGCUGGGAGAGAAGUCCUCCCCAUCACAGUGGCCGGCAGCAGUUACAGCGCGGGCGUCCCCACCCUGGUGACUAACGGUAUGAUAGGCGGAGGUCGAACCAACCCAGCGGGACCGCAGGUGGAGGAGGAGGAAGAGAAGAUGGAGGGAGGGAUGAGAGGAGAAGACAGCCGCCUGAAUCUGCUCAACUUCAGUCCUGAUGAACACGAACCCCUGCUGAGCAGAGAGCAGCUUCCUGCUGAGAGCGAACCCCUUCCUCCUCCCGCUCUUCAUCAUCACAGCCGGGCUGGAGGUGUCUUAUCGGGACGAGGGUCGAACUCCAACAACAACAACAACAGGCUCGCUCUGGCUUCAUCAGCUGAACCUGACCUAGAACAUAAAAUUCAACUGUCCUCACUGCAGGCCCCUCGCUCCACCCAUGCUAGGAGUGACGGUGUAGAUACAGGUCCACGUUUCCAGGAAGUUGCUGAAAUGAUGUUGACCCCCAAAUAUACUCAAAAUUCAAAGGACCAACCAGUCCACUGUCCUGCCACUGCUAAGCUCCAAGGCUGCAAAGAUCCAGAUCCUGACUCAGCAAAAACUAAACAAGGAGUGGGUCCAGAAGCUCCGGUAACCCAGGCCCCACAAGCACCUGAAGCCCCAACCCCAAUUACAGAAGCCUUAAACUUAGAUACAUUAGUCCUCACUCCGAAACCUUCAUCACCAGAAACUCUGCGGUCUCCAGUCUCAGAUCCAAGACCUAAAGCCUCAGAGCCAGGAGCUUCAGCUCUAGAAGAGCAAGCCCAAGAAGAUCCAGCUUCAGGAUCUCAAGAUUCAGACACCACAGCUCCAGCAGAAGCUUCGGCUCUGCAAGGUUCAGCCUUAGAACCACACACACCAGGUCUGAUGCAGUCCCAGGCGGGACAGAACAAAGCCAGGAGGCCUCAACGCCCCUGUUCCCUGGACCUGUCCUCUACCUGCAUCUCCACAGAUGAUGCUUCAGUGAUGGAUAACGGCAGUCUGAGCGCCUCAGGAGAGAAAAUCAAGCGUCGGGUCAAGACUCCAUACACCCUGAAAAAAUGGCGGCCGGCCUCUUGGGUGGUUUCCACGGAUACAGCUCUUGACACGGACUUUGACUUCAACACCAGUAGCAGCAGCAGCCACAACCAGUUCUCUUCCAGUCUGCGCAGAGCGGGAAGCGUCGGCAUCCCCAGAUUCAACCAGUCUAAAUCCAGCAUGGCUGUGUUUUUGGUUGGAGGCGGAGCCACGGCGACCACCACCUCUGAGCCUGACGGGAUGACCUGCUUCUAGUCUUUAAAAGUUUUCUUUUCUUGAAGAUCAGAUUCUUUUUCCUGCUCUUUGUCUUCCUCUCCUUUUUUUUGUGGAAAACUGAGACCGUAGCUAUCCGCAGUGUUUGCAGCACUGAACCCAGAGCCGAACACGGGAUGGAAAAUCAGACCUGCUGCCGGAGCGGUGCAUCACAUUCCGGGACUGGAUUUCUAUUUGUAUCCAUUUCUUCAUGGACAAGGAUUAUUGGACUGCUGACAGGUUACUUGGAUUAAAUUACCUGUGAUGUUGUGUUGUGAUGAGGUCACAUGAUUUUCUUACUUCUAAUUGGUUCCUGUUGUGACUGGUUCUCUGGCUGGUGGGUGUGGCCAGCUCUUUGUGGGGAAACUUUGUUGGAUAAGUGAAGGAAUUUCUUUCUGGAACACUUCUAGGGAAUUCCUGUCGUAGGCAGAAAUGUCACUGAACACCGGCUCGAGCUGCUCCUGAGAUCCUAUCUGAGUACCUGCAGUCUGCCUCUGUUGGUGACCUCUUUAUCGCUGACCUUGUCUUCGGACCGAAGCUGAAACCUAAAGCUCAGCAUCUCCAGGCUCCAGCUGUGACUGUUGUUUUGGUCGGUGGUUUUCCUCCAUAUUACCUGAGUAAUAUCUGCUUUCUGUUUCCUGUAAUGAGACAGAUGUGGCCAGCUGCUGAAGGGUGCAGUCUGGAGAUCUUCACAGGUCGUUGUGGUUCACUCGAACCAGAGUUAGACUCCAGUUGGUUGUGUUGUGUUACUGCCAUGGAUCUUAUAUGUGUGUCGCUGUGUACCUCAGAGGGAUCUGAAGGGACUCUCAGCUGUGCUGCUGCUGGUGGAGGUGGAACAGGACAGUGUAGCUGUGUUGGGGUUUGGGACUGGGGAGGCCUUCCCCUCUGGGCUGGGAGGUGGUACAUGUAGUUUUAAUCAGUGUGACCCGACAUGAUAUUAUCAAAAUGGCAGUCAUAUUUUUUAUGCACUUUAUGUUAUUAAGGGAAGUCGCAGACGUAUACCUGGUGCAGUUCUUGUGGAGGACAGUCUGUGUUUGUGUGUCUUUGUGCAGUCACGUGGGAUUUAAAAGAGGCGUUUUUGCUUGAAACAGUGAAUCUAGCUAUGCAGCCGCUCACGAUGCCUCCUCCUGUCGAUGGUCUGUUUGGCUCAGAUGUGCAGCAGAUCGACAAGCUUAUUUUUUUUUAUCCGCACUUUGUUUUAUGAAAGAGUCUCACCUGCCUUCAGAGGUUUGCUGUAAUCACCACGUUCACGCUGUAAGGACAAAGAAAGAAAGUCAUCACAAAAACAUCUGGAGAACAAAAGAGAAACGAGCCACCGACCUGUGCAGUUAUUAACCCUCGGCCACGUACGACCUCCUCAGGUAACCGCACUGACAGGAACACCUGUUUUCUUUGUGGAGAUAAAAGAAGCAGAAAUGCUCCUGUGAGCGUCUCCAAAGCUUCACGUUGGUCUGUGUCGGCUCCCAUGCAGCCUUCAGCCCAUCACACGGUCAGCUGCUCGUGCCUCACGUUAGCGUCUCCAGUGAGCGCGCUCAGUCACGUCUCUGCUCCCUGCUCUACCUGCAGGUAAACGCGUCCAUCAUCACUGAUUCCAGCACAGGUGGUUCUGAAGUCUGCUGAGAGGAAAACAAACGACAGCAGUGCAGACUGGAGCGUUCCAGCUAAAUUAAAUCUCCUGAGAUGUUUGAGGCAAUUUAUCUGUACGUGCUUCUCAAGGAACACGACAGUACUUCUGUUAAAUCACAAUUAAAUAAGCUCCAUACCUCUGACAGAGGACGUGGGUUCAGUCCUUCAGGUGUCCUCACAGCUGCACCUGAGCUGGAUCAGCUCGUCAUCGAGCCUACAGCACGUAUGUUCUGCAUAGAUCCACAUGAACCACAGCACUUUAUUUUAGCACACUGUGCAGUACAAACGUACCCAACAAUAAUCGUAAUAUGAGCGCUUCAAAUUCAGUCUAAUCAGACAGUGCGAUGCUCACUGUUUGACCGGCCAAUCAGAAAAAUGCAUCUUAACGUGUCUCAGAGUUACACGUGUGUGCGUCUGACGGCUCCUUCUAAAUGUGCGUUUUCUUAGAUGGAGUUUGUGUUUAGAAAGAAGCAGGACGGACAGUUUUCACAUCAUCCUUUUUAUUUCUUUGUUUCUGUUUCAGAUUUUAUACCGAGCAGAGACUCUUUGUGAUCCAGUUUCUCUGAAGCUUUCUUUGAACAGCUGCUUUUAUGAAUGCACGCUGUAGUCUUUCAGAUUUAUAUAAAUAUAUUUAUGUCACAUAUCUCCUUUAAACGUGCACUUACUACAGGAAGUUCGUGACCUUUAGCACAUUUCAAACUAAAGAUAUUACAGCUCAGUACAGUCAGCUGCCACUGAAAUAUGCUCAUACUGUUAUUUAACUUUAUUGAUGCCUUUUAAAAGUAUCUGUUUUGUUAUGUAUGUAUUUUAUACUGUUUGUACUGUUUUUAGAUGCUGAUGUGUACAUAUUGUACGUGCCCUGAGGAUUCAUAUCAUGCAGUAUGUGAAGGCAGGUGUAUGUGACCAGGACUAGCUGUAGAUCUGUCACACUUCCUGUCUACAACCAGAACGUGACCAACAGAUAAUUGAUCAUUUCCACUGAGCAAAGGUCGUGAAGAGGCUCUGGGUUAACUCAGACUCUCUCCAGCAUGGAUGGAUUGAGGAACUCUGCAUGCUGUGUUCAAAGCAGGAGCCCAAUGAGCAACCUUCAGAAAAUGCUGAGGUUUCAGAAGCUUCUUCGUGCUGUCGUUGGCUCUACAGAGCAUGCUCAGUAGCAGGUUGAAGACUCCAGCCUUGUCUGCCCAUUGGGGCCAGGAGCGCAUGCAAAAUGGGAAAAAUCACGUCUGUCUCCGAGCUGUGACACGUUAGUUAAUAAAAUCUUCAUUUGUAGCAUCGGCUGAGCAGUGCCAACAGCGGCCUCUGUGGCCACAAGUGGUAAUUACAGGUUUCCAGACAACACAAACCAGCAACUUCAUUGUGAUCGAAAACUAGCCAACAGGAACGAGGCUGUCUGCUAAGUCCCGCCUCUUGUGCUCCUUCAGCACUGACUGCUGAGCUAGCUUUGUACAGCUAGCUGAAGAAACUGCUUGAAUAUCAGCUGUGUCCAAAUUCAGGGUCUGCAUCCUUCACAGCCCAUGAAGACCGCAAGGUGAGCGGCUGUGAAACUGGACAGUCUAGCCUUCAUAUCUGCAUCGCAUCAUUGGAGCACUUUUUUGCAAUUAAGCGAUAUCUUGUAAAAUGAGAAAAUAUUUGAGGUUUACACGUCUACGUGCUCGCCUGAGAACAUCUUCAAAGUGUAUUUUCUGUCACAGAAACAGUCAUAUUUCAAACUUUUUUGACUGCUCUCCUCCACCAUUACCGUGUUUGAGUUUUGCUGUGCAGUGAAUCAUGGGAUAUGGUAGGAUACACCAGACCCAUCCUUCAAAUUCUAGAAAAAAAGGACAAAUUUGUCGGAGUCUGAAUUUGGACAGCCUCCAUUGCCUCGCUGUGACGUAAUCGACCUACAGAUGCGGCCUUCGAAGGAUGCGGCCCUGACCUUGGACACAGCGAUCAUCUCACAGAGGAGGGCACUGAAAUGGAAGAGACGCCGGUCUCCCGUUACCAUCAACGUGAUUUAAAAUAGGUGCGCAUUGUUGCUUUGAUGCAUCCAUGUUGUAGAGAGAGAGGAGGCCCAUCGAGCCUGCAGCGUUUGCUAACUGAGCGAUAGCGCUCGGUCUCGCUCUCCUGUUUGGAACUCUGACUCGUAGCUUCUGCGUGGUGAUGUCAGAGUUUCACAGGUAAAGAACGACACAGAUGUUAGCAUACUGGCUGCAGAGCUACCGGCGCUCAUACCACAGACAGUAUGAAAGACGUGAUGUUGCCCGUUGGUUUCUGAAGCCCCCAGAUGAUCAUGUGAUCAUUUUAGAACCGCUCAGUGAUUAGCUGACAGUUUGUCCAAAACAAGCCGAAAUUUAUAAAAUUAACUUUUAUUCAGUUUAUCCUGAAAUGAGUGAUAGAGCCCACAGACUCAUCAGGAAGGUGCUCACUGAGGUCAGAGGGAAGUUUCCCCUCUUGUUGCACCUGCAGCUAUCGCCCCCUGGUGACCAUUAAAAAGAGUGCAAGUCUGCUUUGGCUUCAGUUCUCAGCAGCUUUUAGCUUUUAUACUGCCUGUGAGAGUUACAGGAGAUGUAAAUCAACAGCGUUUAGAUCUGGUUUUAUUAUCGAAACACCUGCAGGAGGUUCUUUGUGUAACAUUUAGCUUGUGGCUGAUGUCGUACGCCGGUGAGGUUCCCUUUAAAGUCUUUGUAGCUCAUGUAGUCCUCAUCAUUCUCAGAGAUUAAACUGUCCAUCUGUACAAACACAUUUAGGAUGAACAUAUUCAGCACAUUUAGCCUGCUGCAUGAAGCAUCACAUGACUGAACUUCUGUCAUUGGUCGGUUCGGACCGCCUGCUGGUGUCUGUGUUCCCGGGUUGGGGGGAGUGGAUGAUGUAGAUCUAACCUGAUGUUUCAGCUGCUCUUUGUCCUCCAGGACGUCUGUCUGAACAUUUCCUGGAACCAUCCAUGUGUAUGUAUGAUACUUUUCCAGUACUGUAAAUACUCUGUAUACUUUCAUAUGGGACCAACUACCACCACUGUAUACUGUUGCGUUGUAUUCUUCUUCUUGUUAACACCUCCAAACACGCACACAGCACCUCCCACAAUGCAUGCUGUACAAACCUGCAGGUUAUAAGCCGGUGCUUCAUACUCCCAUCCCCACCUGCUCUGUCUCCAUGUAGAGGAAACAUAAAGUAUCACACGCUUCAGUUCAUCAUGAAAUAAAGAGCAGAGGAUGAGUGUG